AUGGAUUUAAACACUUCCGGUGACAUGAAUGAUGCAGCAAAAACUGUUGCUUGCGAGACUGAUGGUAGCAGCGAGAAGCGAAAAGCCAAAAAGAAACACAAGCAUAAGCGUAAGCAUUAUGAUUCCAGUUAUGACGAAGAAUACAAAAGGCAUCAUCAUAAAAAAAAGAAGGAUAAAAAGAUAAAGAAGCAUAAGAAAAACAAGAAAAGAAAGAAAGCAGAUGGUGAUAAAGAAUUUAGUGAUGUUGAACUUGAUGAAUUGGAAAAACGGAAGGAAGUACUGGAGAAAAAACUACAAAAAGAAAGUGAAAAAAAAAGCAAAGGUAAUUCAGACGAACAGACCGGUAAAAUAUCGGAAUCCGACUAUGAUAGUUCAUCUUCCCUCGGUGGAGCGGAAAGUAAGCAUGAUGAAAACAAACAGAUAUCUUCAAAAAUUGAUGCGCCGUCUGCUAGAAAUGGAACUGAGAAAAUAGAUGACGGUGCUGCGCCGGGGAAGUUGAUAAAAAAGGUUUCACCCAAAAAUGGAACCGAGAAACCGGAUGACAGAACCGCAGCUGAUGAAAAGUUGUCAAAAAAAGUAAGCCCAUCACCAGAAAGAGGGCGAAAGCGUGCACAUUCACGAGAACAUCUGAAACAUUCUGAACAAUAUGAGUUGGCAAAGAGAAGAAGGAGAGAAAUUGAAGAGAUCCUGAAGAAUGAUGGACAAAAUAAGACAGAUAAGGUAGAAACAGAGAAAAUGUUGGAAGAAAAGAUGAAUUUGAAGAGCGAGAAAAGGGGGGCACAAGAAAAGCAAGAUGAUAAGAAGAGAGAGUUGGAAGGAGUUAAAAGAAAACUUGUUGAGAAUAAUGCAAAUACCAGGAAAGCUGAUAAUGAAGAACAUCUCUUGUCGCCUGAGAGUAAGAAUGACCGUGAGAGGCGAAAAGAAAACGAAUUAAGUUCGAAGAAGCGAACUGAUGCUGAUCGGUCAACCGACGUUAGACGACGUAGUCGUUCUGUUGGCAAACGACGUGGAUAUAAUGAAAAAACAGAGGAACGGCGAUCAGAGUCACGAGAUCGCAGGUCUCGCCGUAGUAUUUCAAGAUUCAAAGAUGAUAGACGUAGAAGUAGCUCAAGAUCAGGUCGCUUGGGACGUGAUCGAGACCGUAAUCGCGACAGACGUUCCGACAGACGUUCCCGUUCAACGGGACGGCGUGUUCCACGUUCCAGAUCUAGAUCUAGAUCUAAGGAACGACUGCGAAGGGAUGGUUCGAGGUCUAGAGAUAGAGUUGGACGUGAAAGAAGCAGAUCACGCGAUCAUUUUCGUCGAAGCAGGUCUAGAGACCGCCCUCGUCGAAGCAGAUCUCGGGAUCGUUCUCGCCUUGAGCUGAAACGUCGUAGAGAGUCAUCUCGUGAGCGAGAAAGACAUGAACGAGCUAAAUCAAGAGAUCGACAUGGUGACAAAGGGAAAACUGAAUCUCGGCGAGAUUCUAAUGGUAAAAGUCAAAGUCGGCGCGACGAUGCUUUGAAGUCAGAAACUAAAGUUCAUGGGGACCAGAAAAGAGACUAUCAUCGUCGGGAAGGUAGUGUUAGUUCGAUUGAAUGGGAAGAUCCUGACGAAAAAGAAGAAAAAAAAAUUCAAGAGCUUCGAAAACGUCGUCAGCAAAUCAUAAAAAACAUUGAAAAGCAGAAUGAUGAAAAAGAGCGACCAAGGGCGAAAACUGACUUCGAUGAAGUAUCAGUGAAUGAAGAUAACUGCGAAGAAACAAAUUUCAAAGCAGACAAUAUUAAACAAGAGCAGAGUUUUGAGAGGUUUGGUGAUGAAGAAACAUCAAGUCAAUCAGCUGAUGAACAAUUAUUGCGAGAAGCUGAGCAGGAACUCCAGAAGAAGUAUGACAGUGAUUUAUCUUGCUGCAGUAGUCCGAUUUCACCCACUGGUGAGGAUACUCCGGCAGAUUUCUAUGGUGAUUUGAAAGAGAAAAUGGUUCAUAUCAAGGGCCAAGAAGAAUCUGCUGUUGAUCGUGUACUAAGAAAAGCAGUGGAAGAGGAAGCUGAAGAACUACGAAGACAGCGUGGAGAGGAUACCAAACGGGAAGUAGAGAAUAAAAUUGUCGAAGACUGUACUACUACUACAUUUGAUAUGUUUGCAACAGAUGCCGAACUUCCUCCUGAGGUAUUGAACAAAGCUGCAAUAAUAGUUUCUGGACAAGAACCAGCUAAUGCUUCGUUGAAGGAUAACUGGGAUGAUACCGAUGGUUAUUAUAGGAUUCGUAUUGGUGAGAUGCUUGAUAGUCGAUACCGCGUUUACGGUUAUACUGGUGCAGGAGUAUUCGGUAAUGUAGUGCGCGCUACGGAUGCAGCACGAAGUAAUACACAUGUGGCGGUGAAAAUUAUCCGCAAUAACGAAGUGAUGCGAAGAACGGGUAUGAAAGAAUUGGAUAUCUUAAAAAAAUUAAAUGAAGCAGAUCGAGAUGAUCGGUAUCACUGCCUUCAGCUUUAUCGGCACUUUUAUCACCAUCAGCAUCUCUGUUUGGUUUUCGAAUCUCUCAGUAUGAAUCUUCGCGAACUACUAAAGAAGUAUGGGAAUAGCGUUGGUUUACACAUGAAAGCUGUACGCAGUUAUACUCAGCAACUUUUGAUGGCUCUUAGGUUACUCAAAAAAUGCAAUAUUCUUCAUGCAGAUAUCAAACCGGAUAACAUUCUUGUAAAUGACACUAAGAUGACUUUAAAAUUAUGCGAUUUUGGUUCUGGAUGUCAUGUUGCUGAUGCUGAAGUAGCUCCAUAUCUUGUAUCUCGUUUUUACCGCGCGCCGGAAAUAAUGCUCGGAUUACCAUAUGAUUUUGGCAUCGAUUUAUGGUCGGUAGCUGUCACACUUUAUGAAGUGUAUACAGGCAAAAUUAUGUUCGCUGGGAAAUCAAACAAUCAGAUGUUGAAAUUUAUGAUGGAUUUAAAAGGGAAAUUCCCAAACAAAAUGGUACGAAAGGCACAAUUUAAAGAUCAACAUUUUGAUCAGAAUUGCAACUUCUUAUAUCAUGAGAUCGACAAAGUGACGCAACGAGAUAAAAUAACUACGUUGUCUGUCGUGAAGAUCACUCGAAAUUUAGAAAGCGAGUUAUUGGGUGACCAGGAACUUGACAAGGAAGGCAUGCGGAAACUUGAACAGUUCCGUUCUUUGUUGGAUGCUAUGGUUACACUGGAUAAUUCAAAGCGCAUAACGUGUGGUGAAGCACUUAAACAUCCAUUUGUUGUGGAGAAAUGA
Messenger RNA from Brugia malayi, 3234 nucleotides. RefSeq names its product Protein kinase domain containing protein (gene Bma-prpf-4). The record is from RefSeq and is a predicted model, not a curated record. The transcript has 15 exons. Lineage: Eukaryota; Metazoa; Nematoda; Chromadorea; Rhabditida; Onchocercidae. Gene Ontology annotation, molecular function: protein serine/threonine kinase activity; ATP binding. Gene Ontology annotation, biological process: peptidyl-threonine phosphorylation; mRNA cis splicing, via spliceosome; peptidyl-serine phosphorylation. The coding region runs from base 1 to 3234 and encodes 1077 amino acids.